Molecule: messenger RNA, 1367 nt
Organism: Nematostella vectensis (starlet sea anemone)
Lineage: Eukaryota; Metazoa; Cnidaria; Anthozoa; Actiniaria; Edwardsiidae
Product: dynein light chain Tctex-type 5-B
Exons: 1
Coding region: 27-560 (177 amino acids)
Biological process (GO): microtubule-based movement
Cellular component (GO): cytoplasmic dynein complex; cytoplasm
Molecular function (GO): dynein intermediate chain binding
Source: RefSeq, a predicted model, not a curated record
CCUAACGAAGGUCACCGACUUAAAUCAUGAGUUCCGAAGUGAUAAAAGCAGACCAGCAUGAUACAUCAAAGGCCGAAAGAGCGGCUAAAACAUUGAAGAAGAGAGGUGAACCAACUCCUGUAAAAGGGUUGACUACCCGGCCAGCUAGCUCCGUCUCUAUCGCCCAGUCAAUGGUGACACCUCACUCCAGAAAGGGGAUGGAACCAGUGAUGGAAAAUACCUAUCAAACAACUCCCACAAAGAAGUUCCCUGAAGGAAACAUUCGGAAUAUAAUGAAGGAGGUAUUAAUCGAGAAUUUGGCUGACGUAAAUUAUGACCCUAAUACUUGUCGACAAUUGACCAAGACGAUAUCCGAGACCUUAAAGAACCGGGUGAAAGAGUUAAGUGUGCAGAGGUACAAGAUUAUCUGCUUGGUUCAUAUUGGACAGCUCGGCAAACAAGCUAUGAGAAUCGGGAGCCGAUGUUUGUGGGACGCCAACUUUGAUACUUACACCACGUACGAGUUCAAGAAUGGUUCGUUGUUUGGCGUUGCUACGGUUUAUGGUGUAUACUUUGAGUAAGAAAAUGAGGCCUCAACUGAGAACCAUUAGAACUUUUUAUUUCAAGAAGGUAGAAAAGUACUUAAUUUGAAAGAGAGAGUUUAAUCAACAGAUUGAUUUAAGGUUAUAUAUUAUCAAUCGUUAAACAAAGCCACGCUUCGUAGUCAAUAACAACAGGGCGCCAAAGUGCGCCGUUUUGUUUUCGGUUAUGUAGAAAUUAUUUUGCUGUUUGUGUAAAAAAUAUGUUUAAUUUUAUUUAGAUAUAGAGACGUUCGGGUCUACAUCUUAGAACAUCCAUCAUUACGGACAGAGAGUGCUGAGUCAAAAAUAGGAAACAAAAGUUGUGUCUUGGUUUUUCCUGUCACGUGACUAAACCAUAUGGUUAGGUCAAAAUGGAUUUAUAAUUGCUUUAGCUUUUGUGCGAUAUUUAUUUUAAAUGCGAAGGGAUUUCAUCUCGUGAUAACCAACAGAGAUAAUUUUUGAGGUUUUUAUUUAUAAAAAUCUUGUAGCUUGACCACAAGACUAACAAAGUGAGAAUUGCAUCUGAUGACAUUUUCAACUCAUCUCGCUGCAAGAUCUCUUUACUCUGAUAAUGGCAAUGGGGGUUGAAGCGGUUUUGAUGUACGUGAUGUAAUCAUCAUCAACAGAGGCUAAGACAAAAAAAACCUUUAACUUGAUCAGUUCAAGAAUUUCCAUUGACCAACCUUCAAAGUGAUCAUGUUUUAGUCUAGUUAUAUGAUCAACUGAUCUCUCGCUUCAAGUUUUCUUUACUAGAUAGCAGUAGGGAAUUUUUUAUUGUAGGUAUUACAAUAAAAAGGUUUGUGGGUA